This is a messenger RNA of Caenorhabditis angaria, 1859 nucleotides long. Lineage: Eukaryota; Metazoa; Nematoda; Chromadorea; Rhabditida; Rhabditidae. The record is from the annotation of a GenBank genome assembly.
AUGGAAGAGGAACGACUAACACCUUAUUUAUUAUUUUGUAUCAGUACAAUUGCUAUAGCAUCAUUUCAGGAUGGUUUUCAAAUUGGAUGUAUAAAUGCGCCCGGGCCGGUAAGAACUAAUUUACGGAAUCUAACUAAAGAAAACCUGAAGUUUUAGCUGAUUAUUGAGUUUAUCAAAGAUUCACAUUUUUCACUAUUCGAAACAAUUUUAACAAAAGAAACAGCUGAUAUAAUAUGGUCAGUGGCAGUUUCAAUGUUUUCUGUUGGUGGAAUGCUUGGAAGUUUAGUAUCAGGAAUUUUGGCAGAUAAAUUUGGUAGACGAUCCACCCUCCUUUACAAUAAUAUCAUCGCUCUUAUUGCUGCUAGUCUUCUCACAACCUCAAAGUAUUUGAAUUUAUAUCCACUCAUAGUUAUUGGAAGAUUUUGUGUUGGCCUGAAUUGUGGGAUCACAUCUGGACUUGUUCCGAUGUAUCUAACUGAACUUGCACCUGCGAACUUGCGUGGGAAGUGUGGAUCUUUUCAUCAAUUGAAUAUUUCGAUUGCCAUAGUUUUCUCGCAAGCUUUAGGGCUUCCAUAUAUUUUUGGGACACCUGAGAGAUGGCCGCUGAUUUUUGGAUUUAUCGCGAUUCCUGCGAUUUUGCAGUCAUUUUUGAUUUUGUUCUGUGCUGAAUCACCAAAGUGAGUUUUGAGAAAAAUAAAUUUUUUUGAAUGAAAAAACAAUUCACUUUAUUAUCAAAGUAAAAAAAUUUGGCAAAAAAAGAGAAUCCAGAAAUUCAAAUCCCAAUUUCCCCAAGUACGGUAUUCCUCUGCGUCACUAACACCGUUUCGAGACCACACCAUUGGGCAGAGAAACAAAGUCAAAGACGCACAUAUGGGUCUCGCAGCGAUUGAAAGAAACACCGUACUUGGGAAGAGUGUCGUUUGAAUUUCUGGGCUCCGUUUUUUUGCCAAAAUUUUUUAUUUUGAUAAUAGGUUCCUGAUCAGCCAUAAACACAAUCGAGGAGGUGCUCGACGUGCUUUGGUCAGACUUCGAAGUCAUGAAAACGUCGAUGAAGAAUUGAAUAACAUGAUAACGGAAGCGAAAAAACCGCACACCGAUGUUAGCUUCCUCACACUUUUCCAAUCUCCAAAUCUCUGGCCAAUGAUUGUCUCGAUUUGUAUGAUGAUGAGUCAACAAUUCAGUGGAAUUUCCAGUGUCACUUUCUAUUCAACUUUGAUUUUCAAAAGAAAUGGUUUCACUGGAAACUGGCCGCUUUAUGCCACUCUAAGUUUUGGUAAGAAUUGGAGCACUACGAUUCAGAAAAUUUUGAAAUACUUUAGGCUGCGCAAAAUUGGUUACCACAGUGAUUUGUCUUUUUAUGAUCGAUCAUCCGAGGUUCGGAAGAAAACCACUUCACCUUUUCGGAUUGAUUGCCAUGUUUUUCUGCUCGAUUCUAAUUGUGAUAACUUUGACUCUAACAAAUGAUGGAUAUGCUUGGGCAAGUUAUGCAAACAUUUUCUGCAUCUUGAUGUUUGUAUGCUUUUUCGCAUUUGGCCCAGGGCCAAUUCCUUGGUUCUUCACCUCUGAAGUUUUCGACUCAACUUUAAGAUCAAAAGCAGCAUCGGUCUCAGCAACAACAAAUUGGUUGUCUAAUUGGAUAGUUGGGCUAACUUUCCUUCCAAUAAAUGUGAGUUUUCUUUUCUGACAUUAGAACAAUGAAAAUUUAUUUUAUUUUUUUUCAGAAUAUAAUUCAUCAAUACGCCUUUCUUAUGUUCACAUGUGCCUUGGCGUUUUUCAUAUUUUUCACAUGGAAAUUUGUGCCGGAAACAAAAGGAAAAACGCCUGCUGAAAUUCAAAAAGAGAUGUGUAAAAAUAAAUAA